Molecule: messenger RNA, 821 nt
Organism: Paramecium pentaurelia
Lineage: Eukaryota; Ciliophora; Oligohymenophorea; Peniculida; Parameciidae
Source: the annotation of a GenBank genome assembly
AUGAAGUUUGAGAAUAUGUUAAUUGCUAAAGGUAAAAUAAUUGGGGUGAAUUAUAAUUAUAAAGAAAGAUGUAUUAAAAAUAAUCAAUAGUUAUGUAGUGGGGGUGGAAAAUACAAUUUAAAGGUCAAAAGAAUGGUAAAUGGAUGGAAUUGAUUGAUAGAUUUUAGAAUAAUACAUAAGUUAUAUUGGUGAAUAUAAAAAUGAUAAAAUAGUUGGUAGAUGGGAUAAUUAGUAUAAAGAGGCCAAUAAAGAACAAAUUUAAUUGAUGUAAAUAAUUGUUAUUAAUAUAUUAAGUGGUGGGAAGGUUAUAUGAUUAAAGGAGUGAUGAUAAUAAGAUUGGAAGAUAGAUUGAAAUGAGUGAUGGAUUUUAAGAUGAUUCAAAAUUAACCUAUAAGGGUGAAUAUAAAAAUAAUCAAAAAGUGGGUAAAUCGGAGAGUUUUUGGAGUUGGGUAGGCAAUAAAAAUGUAAAAUUAUAAAUUUAAACACAUGCAUAAGUGCUGGAGCAUCUUACGAUGAAAAAGACUCAAUAAAAGUUGGAAGAUGGAUGGAGUUAAGAGAUGGGUUUGGUUUAUAUAAGUAAGUCAUAUAUAAUGGUGAAUAUAGAAAUGGGAAAAAAGUAGGUCAAUGGAAAAUUUCUAAUAUAGAGAAAGGCACUGAACAAUUUUAAUAGAUGUACAAUGAUUUUAUUAUAAAUGUUACAAAAAGUGGUUCUUUAAUGCAUGAUGAAGGAUGUGAUGGGAUUAAUAUUGGAAGAUAGAUUGAAUUGUGGGAAAAUUUUAAUGAUUAUUCACAAGUUUAUAAUAAUGGUGAAUAUAAAAUGA